GGCCCCGAUGUCACAUACGUUCAUUGUGCUCCGUACGCCUCGCAUCGUGCCGAAAGUGCUAGCUUCGUAGUUUGUACCUUGUAUCUCCGGUGAAAUCUGAGUUGACUUGCGGCAAAAAAUUAAAAGAGAUAAGCAGACGUGAAACGCGUUAAUUAAAGGACGACGAGGAAGAGACCGAGUACAAAGUCAAAUACAUAGUCGUUCUUUUUUGAUACUUUUUUUUCAAGAAGCAGCUUCACUCAGGAAAAUGGAAGGGAACCACGAAGAAAGAAGAAUGGAGAGCACGGGGAUGAUUAACGGAGUUCCUGUGCGCCAGCAUGGCAGAAAGCUGUGGCAGUAUCUCGCAUCCAUUUCCGCCUGCUUGAUGGCGGUCAGUGUCGGCACCGCCCUGGCUUGGACGUCUCCCGUUCUGCCCCAGCUGUACAAGGAGACCUCUUGGCUGGUUAUCACCAAGGAACAGGGAUCCUGGAUAGGCUCGUUGUUGGCCCUGGGCGCGAUACUGGGUGCCGUUCCGUCCGGACCGAUGUCCGACAAACUCGGUCGGAAGAGAACGCUUCUUCUGCUGACCGUUCCGUUUCUUCUAUCCUGGGCGAUCAUCAUAUUCACCUCCAAGCUGUGGCUGAUCUACGUGGCGAGGUUUAUGGUUGGCGUCGCCGUGGGCGCGGCCUGCGUCGUCGUGCCGACUUACAUCUCCGAAAUUGCAGAGACUUCGAUUCGGGGCACCCUCGGCGCUAUGUUUCAGCUACUCCUCACCGUUGGGAUCUUAGUGGCCUUCAUAAUCGGAGCCCUGAUGAAUUACACGGCGUUCGCUAUAAUUUGCGGGCUCAUAGACGUCAUCUUCUUUGCUAGUUUCAUAUGGAUGCCAGAGUCACCUAUUUGGCUGGUGAAUCAAAAGCGAAAACCGGAAGCCACGAUAGCGAUGUCUGUUCUCCGGGGAGAUUCUUACGAUCCGUCCGAGGAACUCGCGGAUGCGCAGCGAGAAGCCGAGCAAGCAGCGUUAAGGAAAUCGACCAUAUUCGACCUUAUACGUAACCGGGCAGCUAAAAAAGCUUUGCUCGCUUCGUUGGGCAGCAUGUUCUUUCAGCAAUUGUCCGGCAUAAAUGCGGUGAUCUUCUAUACCGUCACCAUCUUCCAGGCAUCCGGAAGCUCGAUGCCGGCGGAUGUCGCCUCUAUAAUCGUGGCGAUCGUUCAGAUGAUUACGACAGGCGUAGCAGCUCUGAUCGUGGAUCGUGCCGGAAGGAAACCGCUGCUAAUAUUUUCCUCGAGUGUAAUGCUAGUCAGUCUCGUGGCCCUUGGUACAUAUUUCAAUAUUAAGAAAAGCGAAAGUGAUGUCAGCAGUCUCAGUUGGCUACCGCUUACAUCUCUAACUUUAUACAUGAUUUCCUUCUCCAUUGGGAUGGGUCCGAUACCGUGGAUGCUGAUGGCUGAAUUGUUUCCCGCGGAGACUAAGGCGGUCGCCUCCGGUAUGGCAGUCAUGCUAAAUUGGAUCCUGGUGUUUCUAGUGACAAAGACUUUCCCGGCGAUGAACGAGGGCCUAGGUGCGGAUGUCACUUUCUGGAUUUUCGCCACGAUCAUGGCGGUCGGCACCGCAUUUACGUACUUUUUCAUACCGGAAACCAAGGGAAAAACCUCUCAGGAGAUUCAAGAAGAGUUGCAGGGCAACUCUCGAUUAAGGCGGACAAACGCCUAAAUUGUAUCGAUAAAUUGACCUGUAAAGUGAUUACAGUUUUGAUAAUGAUAUUUAUCAAAGUAUAGUUGAGCUAGGUUGCAAGAAGACCUUAGCACAACAAAGUAUCAGGAAACACACGGACAAUAAUGAAAAACUUUUUUAACAGCGAUGCAUCAAGAAAUAAGCUGCUGUGAGAGUUACUGAGAAGAAAGUUAAAUCUCAUAAAUGAUUUAUUGUUUCUCUUACCAUCAUCUAUAAAUUAUGUUUGAACAUAUUGUAUCAUCCUUCUAAAUUUAUGAUAUACGAUUUUUGUUUACGCAGAUUUAUGUGUUAAUUAUUAUUGUGAAUAUAUAUAUUAUUAUUAUAUAAAGAAACAAUAUCUCACCAAACUAUUUUUCAAUUAUAUUUACGACUCAUAGCAAAUGGUUACAAGUGAUGUCAUGGCGAAGUUAUAGUAAAGUACGAAUAUUUGCUUUAUCAUGGCAAUAUUAUCUUUAUGAUAAAAUAGAUAUUAACAGAUCAUCAUGACUUGGUCAAGAUUACUUGUGACUUGUGUCCUUUGUGUGGGAGAAGUAAUUGAUAUUUUUUAAUAUUAUUGAAUCACAGUUCAACAUUAUUUUAUUUUUGGAUUUUAUUUUGUAAUUAAAUAUUAAAUAUACGACGGUCGCCUCUGUUGUAUUCCGGUAUAAAAAGAUAGUUGCAUUGUAUUAAGUGAUCUUUUGCAUUUUGUAGUUAGAAUUAAAAUUAAUUACGAUAAUAAUAUACUGAAAAAAGCUAUAAAAUCAAUAAAAAAGCAACUUGUUUCAAUUAAACGGUGUAGUUGCGGGCUGCCAACUAAAUAAAUGAUUCAUGCAAUUUAUUUGUUAUUGGUUGCAAUUUCUAUUAUGCAUAUUAAACGAAUUAUGUAUAUAUAUGAAUCAUGACAUAUAAUAUUGUAAUGAAUACAUAUCAGAGUGUAACAAAUUUUCAAAGUUGAGAAUUAAAUACUUUAUAAUUAUGUAAUAAUGCUAAAUGUAAACAUUACAAUUGUAUUUCAAUAUUAAUCAUGUACAAUUUAUAUUUGAUUUGAUUAAAUAUACAAAUAUAUGUAUGAGUUAUAUAUAUGCAUAAGUUAUACAUAUGAUUGAAUUAAACGUUGAUUUUUGUCUUGAAAAUAAAAAAGUGUUUGUUUAAAAAAAAUUUUUAUACGCAAUUAAAAACAAAAUUUGCUUUAAUAAAAAAAUAAUAUUGCAUUAGUUCAACAUUAAAUGUGCUUGCAUUAAUUUUAAUUUUUCUUUUAAUAAGUUUUUUCUACUUUAUCUAAAAUAAAUUUAAUUUAAUUAAAACAUUAUUUUUCUUAAAUAAAAGUUUUCACAAUUCUGUCCUUCUCAGUCCCUUUUAUAGACUGACAUAUUUCAGUUUAGUAUUAUAUGUCGAUGGCGAUAUUUUGCUUUCUUCCGCGCUCUUAACGAGCUCUUUUUAUAAGACAGUGCAUUUUGUUUACGAGAUAACAUGCCACGUAGCGUAGUGAAAAGAAUGCCAUUCUAAGAAUAAAAUAUACUUCACAAAUCUAUUUAUUAUUGACACAAUACAUAAAUAGUUUGAACCAAUGUUCAACAAUAUUAAACGUUAUAUGCAUUUUAUUUCUAUUCUAUCAUAAUAUAUUUGUGUAAAUUACAAUAGCAUUAACUCUUUGGUUGUUUUGUUUUAAUCAUUUUAUGUAAUUGAGUUGACAGCAUUUAUACUUGAAUCAUAUAUUUUACUUCAAUCUUAUUAAAUCAUAUGUAUUAAUUUAUUCACAGAGAAUAGAAAGAUUUUAUAAUAAUUACACAUACGCUUGAUGCAAUUAAAACGUGUUACGUGUGCUUAAUAAUAUUUUUAUCUACGUAUACACAACGACAUUAAUAAUUACAUGUGUUGAUUGUAUCAAGCUCAUAUGUAAUUAAUAUAAACACAUUUCCAUUUCUUCUAAAGAUAUAAUUGUACAUAAAUGCAAUAAUGAGUCAAUAUAACAUCUGACAAAUUUUUGAUUUGUUUUAAUAUAUAAAAAAUAUACAAAUUAAAUACAUUGUAUUUAAAUUAA
Messenger RNA from Monomorium pharaonis (pharaoh ant), 3731 nucleotides. RefSeq names its product facilitated trehalose transporter Tret1. Gene Ontology annotation, cellular component: membrane. Gene Ontology annotation, molecular function: sugar transmembrane transporter activity. The transcript has 5 exons. NCBI's taxonomy places the organism in Eukaryota, Metazoa, Arthropoda, Insecta, Hymenoptera, Formicidae. The coding region runs from base 248 to 1690 and encodes 480 amino acids. Gene Ontology annotation, biological process: carbohydrate transport; transmembrane transport. The record is from RefSeq and is a predicted model, not a curated record.